Messenger RNA from Aspergillus uvarum CBS 121591, 450 nucleotides. RefSeq lists its product as uncharacterized. The transcript is spliced from 4 exons. The record is from RefSeq and is a predicted model, not a curated record. NCBI's taxonomy places the organism in Eukaryota, Fungi, Ascomycota, Eurotiomycetes, Eurotiales, Aspergillaceae. Bases 1 to 450 code for a protein of 149 amino acids.
AUGAUGUUGAUUGAAAGUGACGGUGUGGGUCCAUAUUUUUAUGGUUAUCUCGACGAACUGGAUCCCGCACUUUAUCGGUUCCAUCUGAAGUAUUCCGAAAAUAACGCUUACAAGCCCAAGGCAAUCUUGCUCGAAUGUCUGCCUAGUACAGAAGGACUCAAUUGCCCGAAUGAUUCCGGAGCGGUUUCCAACGAUAUUCCUACCCAGGCGGGAAUGUCCCGCGAGUUUGAGACCGACCUCGCGCGAAGGUUUGGAGAUCUUUUGGGAUGUUGUAUGACGCGGAAUCCUGAUGUUGCGAGAGACUUAACGCAAGAUAGAGAGAGAGGAUCAACCGUAAACGUCUUCAGCCAAACACCAAAUACUAUUGACUUGACGUAUGCAGACCAACCUGAUCCAAUCGGCCUGACUGAUCCGAAGCUCAAUAUGGAGAAAUAUCUUCGGCCGCACUAA